Messenger RNA from Magallana angulata, 1312 nucleotides. Its product is annotated as glutathione-specific gamma-glutamylcyclotransferase 1-like. The coding region runs from base 56 to 739 and encodes 227 amino acids. Gene Ontology annotation, cellular component: cytoplasm. The transcript is spliced from 3 exons. Gene Ontology annotation, biological process: glutathione catabolic process. NCBI's taxonomy places the organism in Eukaryota, Metazoa, Mollusca, Bivalvia, Ostreida, Ostreidae. Gene Ontology annotation, molecular function: gamma-glutamylcyclotransferase activity; glutathione specific gamma-glutamylcyclotransferase activity. The record is from RefSeq and is a predicted model, not a curated record.
CCCAGCAAACAGUAUAUAUACCACUUAAACACACAAAUGUUCCCUGAGGAACAAAAUGUCGAAGAAAGCCGACUUGUUGAGUGAUAUCAAUGAAGAAGACCAAGAAAACCAAACUUUGGUCUUCAAAGUGUUUGGUUACGGGUCUCUUCUGUGGAAAGUGAACUUUAAUUAUUCUAGUCGUGAUCAUGGUCAUAUCAAAGGGUUCCAGAGAAAAUUCUGGCAGAACAUCAAGACUCAUCGUGGGACGGAAGAAAAGCCCGGACGAGUAGCCAUUCUUCACGAAGCUGAAGAAGACAAAACACUCAGCGGUGUGAUGUUUACCAUUAAGGGUGCAUCAGACAUUGAGGAUGCCAAACAGAAAUUAGAUACACGGGAAACAGUGCUUGGUGGUUACAUCUCAAUUCAGACCACGUUCUACGAUGAAUAUGGUGUCCAGUCCGCUGUUACUGUAUUUACAGCUACCCCUGACAACGACCUCUAUGUGGGACAGAUUUGUGAUCAUCCUUAUGAUGACGUAGAACACAUAGCUACACAGGUUGUCGGUGCACAAGGCCGCGCUGGAACCAAUGCAGAAUACGUCAUCAAACUGGCAAAUUAUGUUAGAAGACAUUUUCCAAACGAGGACGACGAACAUUUAUUUUUGCUCGAGAAAAAAGUCACCGAAAAAUUGAGAAAUCGUUCGCGGACAAUUCAAAUCAACUACGAUCAUAUGAAUGAUAUUAAUCAUCAUGAUAUUUGAUUUUCUGAAUGUAACAACUUGUUGUGCUAUGAUUGUUGCAUCUAUGAAUAUUGCUAAUAUGUUUUUUAUUGUUUCAUUUAUAUCAUGAAUGUACGAUGGUUGGUAAAUCAUAUUUUAAUAAUGUUAAUUAAUAUAUCCUGUUAGAUAUUUUAAAGUUACGAUUCUCGUUGAUUCUUACUAUAAACGUACAAAACGUAAGUUUAAAGCCAGCUGCAAAUUAUUAAAAAAAUAACUCAAAGGAAAGCGUUAUGGUGUGUAAUAGCCAAUUUCCAAAUUAAACCUUUUCGAAGGUACAUUUGCUAAUGUUUUCCCCUACCUGUUCAGAACAAUAUGAAUUGCUAUCGGGUGCGAUAUUUUAUAUGACGCCCUCUAAAAAACAAAUUACGGUUAUGUGUUGUGUAUUUUUAGAUUCUUUGCAAGGAAUUUAAUAUAGGUAUUAAUGAUAAGUAAAACUGAAAUUAUACGCUGUUGAUUUAUUAAUGAAUUUAUAAAUAAAUAUUUUCAUUUCGGAGAAUGCCCUCAAAAGUUAUGUUUUUCUUUGUUUCAUUAAUGAAAUAAAUGUUGGAUUGUCAA